This is a messenger RNA of Zychaea mexicana, 915 nucleotides long. Its product is annotated as VIT family-domain-containing protein. Gene Ontology annotation, cellular component: fungal-type vacuole membrane. The transcript has 4 exons. NCBI's taxonomy places the organism in Eukaryota, Fungi, Mucoromycota, Mucoromycetes, Mucorales, Lichtheimiaceae. The coding region runs from base 1 to 915 and encodes 304 amino acids. Gene Ontology annotation, molecular function: iron ion transmembrane transporter activity; manganese ion transmembrane transporter activity. Gene Ontology annotation, biological process: intracellular manganese ion homeostasis. The record is from RefSeq and is a predicted model, not a curated record.
AUGUCCUAUCAACUGCUAAACCGACCCAAUGCAGCAGUAGCAGAUACCAGCAAUAACAGCGAACAGGAGAAGCGGUUACUAUCCAGCAAUGGAAGUAAUGCAGACUUAUUAUCUGCCGAAGAAGAAUCCCGCAUUCCACAUCGGCACCAUAACCAUCAUCACAGUCUCAAAGGUCAUGUUGAAGAACAUUUCUCGAGACCCGAGCUUGUACGUGAUUGUAUUCUCGGGUUAUCCGACGGACUAACUGUCCCUUUCGCUCUCGCAGCCGGUCUGUCGAGCUUGGGUGACAGUCGUAUUGUGAUUUUCGGUGGAUUAGCUGAGCUGGUCUCAGGUGCCAUUUCUAUGGGUCUUGGUGGUUAUUUGGCAGCAAAAUCAGAUGCAGACCAUUAUAUUACCGAGCGACAACGAGAAGAGCGAGAAGUGGAACUAUAUCCUGAUGAAGAGGAAGAAGAAAUCGUCGAGCUGUUCGAGCCCUAUGGCUUAGACCGUGAAUCAAUGGAGCCGAUGCUGGCACGGUUCAGAGAAAACACACAGAAGUUUGUUGAUUUCAUGAUGAAGUUUGAGUUGAACUUGGAAAUGCCAGACCCUCACCGGAGCUGGAUUUCGGCAGCGACAAUUGGGUUAUCCUAUCUGUUUGGCGGCUUGAUUCCGCUUCUUCCGUAUAUCAUCAUCGUGGACACUACAGACGCCUUAUUCUCAUCUAUUGUGGUGACAUCCAUGACAUUGUUUGCAUUCGGCUAUAUCAAGAGCAUCUAUCUAAGACCUGCCCAAGCAGUCAUGGGCGCUUUCCAGACGCUGGCAAUCGGCGCUGUUGCAGCGGGGUGUAGUUAUGGUAUUGUUGCACUUGUCAACUCAACCAAUGCACCCGCUUCUUCUGGAGUACCUUCUUACGGUGCAUCUGUCUCUUUUCACUAA